Molecule: messenger RNA, 1563 nt
Organism: Metarhizium brunneum ARSEF 3297
Lineage: Eukaryota; Fungi; Ascomycota; Sordariomycetes; Hypocreales; Clavicipitaceae
Product: Protein arg-6
Biological process (GO): L-arginine biosynthetic process
Cellular component (GO): mitochondrial matrix; cytoplasm
Molecular function (GO): acetylglutamate kinase activity; N-acetyl-gamma-glutamyl-phosphate reductase (NADP+) activity
Source: RefSeq, a predicted model, not a curated record
AUGCUGCCAGGUGUCGUCAGGGUCGGCGAGGCCGGUCAGACCGCUGCCCGAACCUUCUCGCGCGCAGCCGUGAACUCGAGCCGAUACCGCAGUCUCUCGACCGCUCGUCAGAAUGCUGCCUCUCGACCGACUGCCCGUGCAGCGACACCCUCUUUGACCUCGACCCGAUCCCUCAACAGCGCCGUCCCAAGGACAUCCGCCCUCUCUGCCGCCUCCUCACCCACCAGCAACAGGAUCCGCGAGAUCGUCGCCCAGACCAUCAGUAACAUUGGCAGCAAGCGCGAGACAGCAGCCUACCUCCGCGUCUUCACCGUCACCGACCAGCAAUUCGCCGUCAUCAAGGUCGGUGGUGCGAUUCUCCGAGACUACCUCGAUGAGCUAUGCGGUAGCAUCCUCCUGCUCUACGAGCUCGGUCUAUACCCGAUUGUCGUCCACGGCGGCGGUCCGCAGCUGAACUCUCUCCUAGAGGCUGCUGGCGUGGAGCCGCAGUUCGAGGGAGGCAUCCGAGUGACGGAUGUAAAGACUCUGGGUAUCGCGAGAAAGCUCUUCCUGGAGGAGAAUGCGAGGUUUAUUGAGCGUUUAGACUCUCUUGGCGUUGCGACUCGUGCUAUUCAGGGUGCUUUCAGGGCUACUUACCUUGAUAAGGAGAAGUGGCAGUAUGUCGGUAAGAUCACUGAGGUCAGGACACAGGCUAUCGAGAGUAGCAUUAGGGCCGGCUAUGUGCCGAUUCUUACUUCAAUGGCUGAGGGCGAUGACGGUCACCUCCUGAAUGUCAACGCAGACGUUGCGGCUGCUGAGCUUGCUCGUGCUCUCAAGCCUCUCAAGGUCGUCUACCUCUCAGAAAAGGGCGGUCUCUUCAACGGCGAGGACAAGAAGAUCUCUCAGAUCAACCUCGAUGAGGAGCUUGAAACCAUCAGUCGUCAGCCAUUCUUCAAGUUCGGAACACGUCUGAAGAUCCUGGAGAUCCAUGAUCUGCUCAAGGAUCUGCCUCGCAGCUCCAGUGUCGCUAUCAUUCACCCCAGUGAUCUUGAGAAGGAGCUGUUCACCGACUCUGGUGCUGGCACGCUCAUCCGUCUUGGCGACCGCAUCCAGAAGGCCACUUCCAUUUCCGAGUUCAAGGACAUCGAGAAGCUCAAGGCCGCCCUUGUCGGCAGCUCUCAGGGUCUCGACACUGAAGCUUCAGUUGACACAUUCAUCAACUCACUAGAGGAGAAGAAAUUCUCCGCAUACUACGACGACGCCAUGCAAUGCAUUGCCAUCGUCAAGCCCGGUGGCGCGAAGCAGACAAUGGCUGUCCUCACAAGCCUUUCCACCACCAAAUCUGGCUGGCUCAGUGGCAUGAUGGACAACAUCUUCACUGCCAUCAAGCAGGAUUACCCGACUUUGGCCUGGGCGGUCGAUGAGAGGGAUGAGAACCUGGCGUGGUUCUUUGAGAGGUCUGAUGGCAGCUUCCAUAAUGAUGGCAGGGUGCUGUUCUACUAUGGAACUUCGAUGCGCUCGGAUGCUCUGGUUCCUGUUUAUGAGGAUUUCUUAAAGAGUGGACAGGCUACGCCUAGCGAGUAG